ACAUUUAAAGAGAAUAAAGGGAACGAGGAGGUGCAAAGAUAGGGAAGUUCAGCUGGAAGCUCUGUUUACCUGUUCUGUUGCUACAAGAUUUUUUGGCCCCUAACGUGAGGAUUCAGGUCUUUCUGACCGAUCAGAAGAGGAAGUGAAAAAAUUCCCCUGACAUGAACAAUUGCACUUCAGUGCUCAGAUUUCACUCCUGAGCGUGGAGCUGGAAGGCAAGGAGGAAACUCUUAUGGUGAAGAAGACUUGGAGGGGGAGAAGCAGAGAAGAGGACAUGUCCAGUGAAAUCGUUUGCCUUUUGUACUAGAGGAAGGAGUCCUGGGACUAUUUCUGAAAUGACGCUGAAUGGAAAAAAUGGGUGUGAAGGGAGCUUGAAUGCUUCAGGAUAGGAAGAAGGGGACUGAAGGAAUACAGGCCACAAGCAAGAAGGGGACAGAAUGGGGAACUGCUGUCGGAAAUAUUGUGCUUGUCUGGAGCCCUAUAUGCCUUGGCUUUUCAAUUGUGCGACUGAGGAUAAGUCUAACCCAACUACCGUCAAUUCGAAUGUGAGGCCAGACUCCCAGGACACCAUCUGUAUACACAUCCCAGACCCACCGCCUCUUCAUCCAUCAAAGCAGACUUGCAAAUAUGUGGCCCUGUUUGAUUACCAAGCCCGUACAGAGGAAGAUCUGAGCUUCCGAACUGGAGAUAAGCUUGAAGUGCUGGAUAAAUCUCAAGGGAGCUGGUGGUUUGCGAAGCUGCUUGUGGAGAACGGGUCUGCUAAGCAUGGACAGAAGCGGCAAGGUUACAUCCCUGCCAACUAUGUGGCUCCUGACCAGAGCAUUGAAGCUGAACCGUAAGUUCUGAAAUGUAUAUUGUUACAUGGUACAGCUGACAUAUAGCAAUAGCUAGACAGAGAGCUGCGGGGUGGGGGGGUGGGGAUGGGGAAUGACAGCAACUUCAGGUAACAAGGAAAUUUGGAGUAAGAAUAGUUUCUGUCAUAUAGACAUAACAAAGCAACAUAGGUUGCUUCCAGAUGACCUGUUUAUUGAACAUUCAUUCUGAUUUGUAUGCAUGGAGAUUGCAGACAACAUCCUAUCAAGCAAUGGUUAUCCCACACUUCCUUGUGCAUUUCCCCAUCACUUUCAUUGCCACAAAAUCCUUUAAAAAAAAAAGCAGCAUGUUUGUUGAGCAAAAGUGCCAAAUCCACUUUAAGUGUACAACCUGAUUUUGCCAAUAUGCAGUUGCAUCCCACCUGUGAAAUAAUGACAAUCUGAAAGUGGUAAUUUAGUAAUAUCUUUUAAUUAAAGCAAUAGAGCAAAAUAGUGAGCUCGGUCAGAUGUGAUAAUAAACCAUGAUUUAUUGUGAUGGGAAUGAGCUGCAACAAGUCUUGGGGUUACAUACUCCCAGAUCUGCCUCUGGCAAGACUAUGAGGAAGAAAUUUGAGCUGUUCACUUCCUUUUUAAAAAAAUUAACCAUAGGUUGUCAUUUCAUCCAAACCUGAUAAACCGCAAUUAAUAUUUAUUAUGGUUUAUUCAAAACAAGCCAACUUCAAAUGAUGGGAUACAAAGCUGUUUUGUUCAAUUAACCAGUUAAGAAUAACCACAGUUUAGGAUUUGGUUGCACUGCUAAACUGCAACUUGUCAAAAGCAGAAGUGAAACUUUUGAUCUCUACACGGCCACACCAGUAUGGUGGAAUCGUGUGAGCUGGAAGUUCUCUGUGACUUGUUCCCAUCACAAUAAUGAAAGCCUAUUGCCUACCAAGCAAUGCUUAAGCUUUUCUUAUUAACAUAUAAGCAACUCAGGGCCAGUUUACCUGAAGGACCACCUUCACUCUCUGUAAGAUUGAUUAAGAUAUUCAGAGGAGGCCUGUUGGCCACACAACAAUCUGCAGAUUGUCAUCUAGCAAAAACAUAUAAAUGGGCCUUUUCUGUGGUGGUACUGUAGAAGCUUCUCCCACCCCCAUUAUUUGGGCAGCAUCAACAGUACCCUGCUUCUAAUGUUUACUGAAAACACAUCUCUUUGCUUAGACGUUUCCUGAUCAUCAAUACUGGAUUCUACAACCGUAUAUUUCUUGAUAUUCUGAUAGCUGCAUUUUGAAAUAGUUUUAAUGGAUGUUUUUGUGUUGUGAACCGCUUCAAGAUUUUCUUAGCAGUAAGAAAUAUAACACUAUUUAAAAUAAAUAAUAAUAAAAUAUUAAGCCAUGGGUUUUCAUGACUUACAAACCAUCACAUCACUGCUGAAAUUGUGAAGUGGUGCAAGCAAAUUGAUAGGAGUUCAUAGGAUUGUAUGCAAUGCUGUUCUUCUUAUGACAGAAAGCCCUUUGAGCCAGUGGAAGCUUCUAGUCAGCAGGCAAGAGGGGGAGGGGAGUGAUAUUUUGCAUAUUCACCCUCCAUCCCUGCAGCUCCAUCCAAAAAUCUCCAGAGGUUUGAAACAGCAUAAGGGGGUGGGUGCAGCGAGAACAACAAAUUGACAAAAAAUAGUCUUCUUCUGUACUUCUUGAGUAUCGCCCUUCAUAAAUAACAUGGAGUUCACUUUAAGAGGUUCUAGGUGCUAGAGCAGAGACAGCCUCAAUAUAUGGUGGACUCUGACUUCCAUCAACCCCCAACAACCAUUUCAGGGAUGAUGGGAGUUGUAGUCCAACAACAUCUGGAGGGCACCCCAUUGACUAUCCCUGUGCUGCCGAUUGCAACAGCAGAGCAGGUGCAGGAUUCUCUAUAAGUCAGCAUACUUGGAAACAUCUGGGGAGAACUCAUCAGUGUGUGGAUUCAAGCAGUGGCGUAGCGUGGGGGGUGCAGGGGGGCCGGCCGCAACAUCUGGGGGUUAGGGUUAGGGGGCGCAAAUUACUUGCCUUGCCCCGGGUGCUGACAACCCACGCUACGCCACUGGAUUCAAGAAUUUCAUCUUAAUAUAGGGUUGCUAUUAAAGGAAUUAAAAUGAUAACUAUCAACCUUAGCAGCUAAGCCUAUCUAUUUCAGACCUAUAAAAUAUGAGGAUUGUUGCUGUAGUUAAGAAAACUAUAAACACACCACUGUAUAUUAUUACACUGGAGAGGUUUAAUUGUAGCUUUAUUGCAGCUUGUUUACAUUACACCAAAGACAGUGUGUGAUUUAUAUUUGCAUGAAAAAUAAAUGCUGCAGUACUUUCCUUAAUUCAACUUACAUUCGCAGUGGAGCUCAGAGGUAUGUGCUGAAAGUGGCUUUGGGGGAAAUACUCCAUGGAAUAGCAAGCAGAUGUGGUGCCAUGGCACUGACACAUGUCUGCUCUCUGUUUGGGCACAUGUUACGUUGCCGUAUGUUUGGGUAAAAUAUAUUAGGUGCUGCACAAAAGCAGUUAACUACCAUGGGGCCCAGCUCUCAGCUUUGCAAUCUAAGAUACAGGCUCAGGAGAAAAGAGGAAGAAGUUAUGUCACAGAGGCUGCAGACCUUUGGUGAAUCCUACUCCAAAUUAAAUUGGCACAAAGGUCAUCUGAACUAGUAAAUUGAAUAAGGAACUAAAAAAUACCUAGAAAAAUUAACCGCCACUUUCUUUGUACAGCAGCUGAGUUGUGGGGCAUUUUAAGGGCUAAGAGGAUAAGCAGCGAAAUUGGGCUACUCCCAAGAAAAUGGGUACAUAGGAUUGCAGCCCUAGACAACAGUCCUAUAUCCAGAAUCUUUGAAUUAAGGCACUUUGAAUCUACAGGAAAUUACAAGAUACACAUAGCAUUGUGCUGUGAGUAAAACUUGCUUCCAUGGACCAUAGCCCACUUUAUCAGAGUGGCCUCUGGUCCCCUUCGCCCUAAUAAAUCUGCUUGUUUUGUGUGCUGCAGAAAGAUGCAGGUAAGUGGACAGCUGAAUGUUGGCAAUUAGUGGGCUGGGGAUCUCUAUACUUUUUUCUUUAGUUCUGCAAAGGAAAAAUGAACAGGCUUUCAAAAUGUUUAAUCUGGCAUAAUAGCUGGUUGGCACUGAAUGCUAUUGUCAGUCUUGGUGUGUUGCGACAGCUUGUUCUGCUCCGUGCAUCCAAGCUGCAAUUCUGCAAGGCAAAAGUGUUUGGCCAGGAAUGGUGGAGGCUGGGAGUGGAGUACUGGGCCUUGCCAACAGAAGGUUUGACUGCAUGUGGAAAUUGGGGGUUCUACUACACAGUGCUGGGUGUGAAGGGCGCUAGAGAGCAAUACAGCCUAGAAAAGACACAUUGCUCACAUAUGGCAAAGGCAGAGAGGGAUGGGAGACAGCUGCAGAAGCUAUGCUUUGCAGCAAGUAUUUUUUUCCAUUGCUUAACCGAGUGGGGAGCUUACUAGGCACCUGACCUGUUACCAAGGAGUGGGAUUUGGUGCUGGAUAUUUUGAACUGGAGACCCAAAAGGACUUGCCAGAGAUGUAGGCAGAGAAGCGUUAGCAACAUGCUCAAAUUUCCAUGUGUAUCAUAAGGCCAGUCCAUUCUUGCAAAGUGCUCCCUUCGUGUGCAAUGUGACCUCAAAGGGGUUGCGUGUGAAUCACAAAUUGUGUAGGCUUGAUCUACAUAUAAGUUCUGUACACCUUCCUAGAUGAGAAGCUUAGGAAAAAUGUAAGGCAGGGAUGGGGAACCUGUGGCCCUCCAGAUGUUGCUGGAAUACAGAUCCCAUUAUCACUCACUAUUGGCUAUUUUAGCUGGAGCUGAUAGGGAAUCUGUGGUCCCCCAAUAUCCAACUCCCAUCACUAGUAUAAGGUAUGAAGCACAUUUCAGUCUCUUAAAUUCAUACCUUUAAACAUGAGUAUGGGGUAUAUAAUAGGCUUGUUAACUUUAAAGGCAAAGAGCAUCUAAGGUAACUGUGCUCUUCAUGCAGACAACAUCCUGUUGGUCUCAGUAGCAUGCUAGGGUGUUCUUGGUGCUGCCAGAAACACACCAGGUAUGUAUUGCUGGGUAUUCCUGCAAUGCUUGAUACCAAUUUGAAUGUGGGCAGAUGAUCACUUCAUUAUUUGGGGGGGGGGAAUGCUCAUUUAUGGGUGACCUUUUGGGUGGGAGAGAGGGCCUUGCAUUUUUUAGCUCACCACUAUAUUCACAUAUGGUAUGCAGCUUUAAAAACACAAUUGAGAGCUGGUGAAUGACUUUCACAAACUACACAUAGCACUUGUGUGACUGUUUUCCUUGAGGGGUUUUUUCUAACCCAACUUAUCAAUAUCACCUCCUCCGAGCUGCAUCACCUUGAGGGCAAAAGACAGCUUACAGAAGGAAAUUCUGAUUAGGUUUUUAAGGUUUGACCCUAUGGUGCUAUAUAGAAAGAUUUGUUGUUCUGCCAGUAAGCUUGUUUCCUCUCCAGUUCUCUUUCUCUGUAUCUCCUUGGCAAAUGCUUAAAAUGAUUUGGCCAAUAUUUUCAGCUUUAUAAUGAAAACAUAAAGGUUAAGGUAAAGGUACCCCUGCCCAUACGGGCCAGUCUUGCCAGACUCUAGGGUUGUGCGCUCAUCUCACUCUAUAGGCUGGGAGCCAGCGCUGUCCGCAGACACUUCCGGGUCACGUGGCCAGCGUGACAAGCUGCAUCUGGCGAGCCAGCGCAGCACACGGAACGCCGUUUACCUUCCCACUGGUAAGCGGUCCCUAUUUAUCUACUUGCACCCGGAGGUGCUUUCGAACUGCUAGGUUGGCAGGCGCUGGGACCGAACGACGAGAGCGCACCCCGCCGCGGGGAUUCGAACCGCCGACCAUGCGACCGGCAAGUCCUAGGCGCUGAGGUUUUACCCACAGCACCACCCGCGUCCCAAUGAAAACAUAUAGAGAGCUUAUUUCUGAGCAAUAUGAUUUUCUUUUUAAUGACUCGAACUACAGUAUAGUAGUUUCCAGCUCUAUCAAUACAUGUAGUUUUAUGAUAUAAAUUAACUAUUUGAAAUGGUUGCCUUAAGUAUCCUAACAUGCCUUGAAUCACCAAGUUUUAAUUUUAACGAGUAGUACUAGUCACACAAUUUAAACUUUUGAGAAUAUGAUCUCUCUGCUUCUGUUGCUUGUCUAUGCCUUGCUUUCGAUUAUAUUCAGCACUGCAAACAGGAACCAUGGAAACCAACCAAUCACCUGUCCUUGCUCUGUUAGUGCCAAUUGUUUUGCCUAAACACGAAAAUGUCCUUCUGCCAAUGUAUUAUGGACAACAAAUGUUAGCCAGCUGUACUGUUAAUUUUAAUAACCUAAACCAUGGAGGGAGGGCUGUGAUUGAAAACAACCCCGCUUUUGUUUUCUAAACUGGCCACAAAAAACAUAGUAUCCCUUCAGGCUUGCUUUUUAAUAAAGGCCUCUUUCACUGUUUCAGCCAACAUUCACUGAAAUAUGAGUUUAAGUAUCAGUUGAAUGUUACAUGUCAAUGAGAAGGCAGCACAGGGCAUGUGCACUGAGAAUUAAGGUGGCAAAAUCCUACAAGCAUGUACCUGGAAGUAAGUCUCAUUUAUCUCAGUGGGGCUGACAUUUGUGUAAGCAACACAAUGAUCUAGGGUGCAGAAAUACCGCACAUUUAAAGCACGUUAUACCCCCUCCCAAAUAAUCCUGGGAAAUUUAGUUUGUCAAAGAUGCUGGGAAUUGUAGCUCUGUGAGGGGUAAACUACGGUUCCCAAGAUUCUUUGGGGGAAAUCAUGACUUAUAAAGUGGCAUAAGAGUGCUUUAAACAUAUGGUGUGGGCACGAUAUUUUACAGCAGAAUAUCGGCAUUACAGAAAAGGAAAGUUUUGAGGAGGGAUUUGAAGGAAGUAAAGGAGGCAGAUCAAGGCAUAAGGGCUGCAGAGGAGAAAGGGCAGAGUUAUUUUGGGAAGCAGUAAACCUCUUAGUGGUGGAGCUGGAUAUGCAAAUAACCCAGGUAGGGAUACACCAUGAUUUAGAGAUAGCAGAGUGAAACAGCUGUUCCAAGGAAAGAAACAACUUUGCUCCAAGUGAGUGAAAUUCUGCCAUGUUAAUUGUAUGCAUUAUAUAAAAAUGUUUAGACUGGAUAAACACUGAACUUGUUUUCACUCUCCUGCAAAUAAAUCCUUUACAGCUGUGUGUCAACAGUGCUUCUUUCCAUGGAAGCUUGCUAAUAUUCUGGUCAUUCAAAGAUUCCCUGUGCGGGCCACUCUAGUUUGAAUAUCUGGAGAUAGGAAAUUAAAUGUGGGAAUUAGAAGAAAGAGUAUGCCAGCUUAAAGAAUUAACUUGUGUUUUUUUCCCUGGUGACUUCAGAAAAAUCGAGUAUUAAAAAUGUUCAGAUAGGUUUUGCUCACAGUAGAUCAAAGAAAUUAAUGAACUUAACUUAGUAAACUUAGUAAUGUUCAUUAAUUUCAUGGAAUAUACUCUGAGUAAAACUUAAAUACCAUCCCAAAUAUUGUUGAAGUUGCACUGAGAAAUAAAGGCUGUGAAAAAUGGGGAUAACUUGGAUCCAAUAUGUAAGAUAGUCUUAAAUCUUGAUGUUUAUGAGAAUGUCUGGAAACAGUGUCAACUUCUUAGAUUGUAUGUGACCUAAGAUCUAGUUAUGACUAAAUGGGUCUGAAACCUAUAAAGAAUUACAGGUAGUUCAAGGACCUGCUAUGCUCUAACAUCAGAAAGAGAAUCAAGAAUGUUUUUUAACCAAAUGUGGCAUUUUCCACAUCUAAGGCUUUGUGGUUUAAUAUUAACAAGGCAAUAAAAAGAUUGCUUGACUGUAAAAUACCCCUUGAUCUUCUGUUAUUACAGUGACAUAUAAAAUAAUUGAUAGGCACUGAAGAUUGUUAUGCUAAUUGCUGCUGAAAUUAUCUAUGCUAAGCGCUAGGUGGACUGGGAGUUUCCCACCACUUCACAAUGGAAAACUAAAGUGCACAAAAGAACAGGUUUUGAAAGAUAAAGAAAAAGUGUAACAUUUUAAAUUAAAAUUCACAUAUGUUCCUUGAUUAUUGGUACAACAAAGCACGUACAGCAAUUCACAAUAAUCAUGCAUUUAGUUUGUUAUAAAUCAAUAUUGAUGAUUUUUUUUGGUAUAUGGAUGUGUAUCAUGCAUAUGUAUGUCCCUAUAGAUUACACAGUAAUGACAAAAAGAAAAGAAAAAAGAGUGACAUUUGUAUAAUUUAGUAGCAAUAAAUGUCAGCUCCUAUCUUCAACUGGAGGCAAUAUCUGCCAUAUAUCCAAAUGUACUUUGCUCUGCCUUGUAAACAAGGAUUUAAAGAAAUAAAAAGAAAUCAGCUGCAUAUUGACUUUAGGAGCAUGAUAACACAAUCCUAUGUAUGUCUACUCAGAAGUAACUCUGAAUGAGUUUCAUGGCGCUUACUCCCAUUGUAGCAUGAGAGCUUUUAAAUCAGAUGAAAUUGCACAAGAAUUUACUCUUUGAAAGAAUGCAAUAUGUUAAACCUGAUUAUGCCAACGAUUGUAAGCAGGGCAUUCAGAAAGUGAUUGUCUGAAGAAAAGGAUAACUUAUGAAUUCAGGUUGAUAUAAUGUGAUAUGCUGGGCAACUUCAGUGAAGGAAUUCAAGCUUCAAAGUAUGUACUAUUUGGAGUAAAGAUUGGAGUAAAGCUAUGAACGAGGAUCUCUGUGUAACUAGCGAUGGGUGAGCACUGAUGUGCCCAUGGCGUGGCCCUCUGAAAGAAAAAGUUGCCCCAGGACCUCUGGCCUAAGCUUUCCAACACUCUAUGAGGUACUUGAGAGAGAAAAACAUCUCCAAAAACACCCUGUUGCCCACCACUGCUUUCCAAUAUAGAACCUGUUUCCUCAGAUCUCUGUUCUACAUUCUAGCCCUAGGCUUGAACUGGUAUUUUAAGGGGAAAUAUUUUUUUCAGAUGGAAAAAGUGAGAUGAAAUUCGGAAAUUUUCCUCAAUGACUAGCAUUGCCUCUUUGUGGAUAUGCUCUGCGUUUCCCUUCCCAUACUCUUCCUUCUGUUUUCUGUCUUCACCUACACUGCGACCAAAAAUAACUCUCCUUUAUUAAGAAGCUUAAGUGGGUGGUAGUGAUUAAUAGUCUCUAGAUGUCAUACUUUAAAUGCACAGAUACCUCUUAUUUGUUGUUACAAUAAUUAGGUUAUUCAGCUGCAUGGAUUGGACCAACAAGCAUGAUUCAUAACCUUACAUAUCAACUGGAUUAUGUACAAAGAACAAUAAAUUAUGCAGCCCAACAUAGCUGUCUCUGAAAACUUGAAGGACUGGUUUUCUGCAGAUCAAAAAUGGGUUUUGAUUAUGAGGAUUAAGUGAUCAAAAUAGUGUGUGAUCUGUUUGCAUUCUUAAAAAAACACACCUCUUCUUUAGUGGGUCCCUACUUCAGGCUUUUGUCUUUCCUCUGGUAAUACUAAGUGGCAGAAGUUUUCAUAAAAUAUCUGAAAAAAAUCAAGUGGCAUUGCUUAGUGGGGUUUUUUAACGUUUUGCUUAAAUCAGACUAAGGACUGAUUCCUAUGGUUCAUGCUUUUUUAUCAGUGAUGACACUACAGGAAAUAGAUGAACAAAGUUCACAAUGAAAUGGAAGGGCGUAAAUUACCUGCAAAUAGAGGUGAUAAGUUAGGAUAGUGCAAAGGUACCGUAUAUUGGCACAAUUAAUGGCAUAAGAUAAGAAAAAAGGGGAAGGAUUACAAUGUCAUUCCAUAAAUGUGUUCACAUUAAAAUGUUUUUCCCCCCUAAUUAGCUGCAUAUGGAAUCAUCCCUAAAAUGAGGAACAAUCAAAUCUAGGGAUUCUGGAGAAUCCGUUUUUCAUUUCCACCCUGGACUCUUGAACUCAGUCCAUGAAUCUAGUCAAUAUGAACUCUUGGAUAUGGGUUGGUGUGAAGGUUUGGGUUUAAUGUCCUGCCUUGGACCACUUCUCUAUCCAGGAACUGACUAUUCACUCUGGUAUGUUUAACAACAGCAGUGCAGUAUCAGGAAUGAUGGUGGUCGAGACAAUAAUCCUAAGGAUUUUAUCUGAAAAUUAUUUCACUUUGGGCAUUCCCACGAUGGAUGAAAUAAUUUUCCAACUAUCCUGCAGCCCCUCUAACAAGCUGAGGACAGAAGAUUAUUGAUCAAUGCAAGUGGGGGGCUAUAAUGCCAUCUGUGUAUCAGUUUCACUUUCUCUUAGGUCUGAGUUGAGGAUACAGCCAUUUGAAGUGGCAGCACUAAAAGCCUUGUGCUACAUCACCCUGUAAAACUGUGGAGGCAAGUUCUUCCGUCCUGCUAUAGUCCUGCUAUAUAUGAUGGUAGUGAGGAGGUGCCCUAAAUAGAGCAAUGAAUAAGUGUAGACAUCCUUGGCCUGUGUCCCUUCUGCUAGCAGCUACUAAGCAUACCACAUAAAAAAUACUGCCGGUUCCUAGAUACUGAUAUCCAGUCACAUUUUAAUUAGUGCAGCUUCCCAUUAAAAAGGCAAACCACCCUGUUUGUAUGUAGUCACCAGUUAAAUAUUCAGCUGAAACAAUCAAGAAAGAGCUGUGAUGUGAGUCAGAACAAUACACUCAACUAAAAACAAAACAAAAGCCAUAUCACCACAAGCAAUUCUUGAUUGCUGGAUUCCUGUUCAAAGAGUUUUGACUGGUGUGCCAGCUUCUAAGCUUUGAUAUACAAAGGGUCUCUCUCCGUCUCUCUCUGCCUCCAUUUCAGCCACUUGACUUAUAAAUGAUCUCUUUUCCUGGUAUUAGAAGAUAAAAGGAAAGCUGUAAUGAAAACUCCCCCUCCCCACUUUUUUUUUACUUUGUGUACGCUUUGGUGAUCCAAUUUUAGCCGUGCAAUUACAUUUUAUCUGUGUGAAGGCAACCCUACCAUUAGCUGACAAAAAUGUUCCCUGUGCUAGGCAAACAACGGCUCUGUUAUAAAUGCAGUUAAGAUAGUAGCUUUAGAUUCCUGCUUGCGCCUUCUCCAAAUAUGUGUCAAGCCCUUCGAAACUGAUUUCCAAUUAGGGCUAAGAUAAAAAUACUAACAACUCCCUGUUCCUUCUCUGGAUUGCGAUUAUGUUUUUGGCACUCACAAUUUUCGUUUACAUUUGGGAAGCAUUUGUGUAGGGAUGCCAUUGACCCUGUGAAGGGCUACACAGUUUCAUCUUCAUUCCUGUAAAAUGGGAUGCAAAUCUGGGACGCCAUCUUUCAGGUUCACACUCCCAUAUGAGUCACAUGACCCACACAAGAUCGCAGCCCCCCAGAAAAACGCUUUUUCAGGCACAGCACACCAAAAUGUGCAUCCCAACCUCCUCUUUCGUGUGUACAGUGACGAAUGAAAGCCACUUGAAACUCUACAGGGGGAAAUUAGCAAUACUACUACUACUACUACUACUACUACUUCUACUUCUUAUACUACAGUGGUACCUCGGUUUAAGUACUCAAUUCGUUCCAGAGGUCUGUACUUAACCUGAAACUGUUCUUAACCUGAAGCACCACUUUAGCUAAUGGGGCCUCCUGCUGCUGGAGCACAAUUUCUGUUCUCAUCCUGAAGCAAAGUUCUUAACCUGAAGCACUAUUUCUGGGUUAGCGGAGUCUGUAACCUGAAGCGUAUGUAACCUGAAGCGUAUGUAACCCGAGGUACCACUGUACUACUAAUUUAUUCUUUAUAUCCCGCCCAUCUGGCUGGGUUUCCCCAGCCACUCUGGGCAGCUCCCAACAGAAUAUUAAUAAUAAUAACAAAAAAGUGAUAAAACAUCAAACAUUAAAAACUUCCCUAAACAGGGCUGCCUUCAGAUGUCUUCUAAAAGUCAGAUAGUUGUUUAUUUCCUUGACAUCUGACGGGGGGGCAUUCCACAGGGCAAGUUCCACCACUGAGAAGGCCCUCUGCCUGGUUCCCUGUAACCUCGCUUCUUGCAGUGAGGGAACCGCCAGAAGGCCCUUGGCGCUGGACCUCAGUGCCCGGGCUGAACAUUAUCAUCAAGUUGAUAAAUGUGUACAUAGUCAUAGUUUUCGUGCCCUCAUAUCAUCCUGGAUCAUCACAUUACAGCAUCCUGUUUGAUGUAUUGACUUGUUACUCUCACAUUCUCAUUGGAAAAAUAGAUACUCUUUAGUUGCUCAGUACCUGUAGGUACCAGUUGUAUGAAGCAGUUUCUAAGAACACGCGGAUAGUCCUGCUCUCUGGAUGUCAUAGGCAGAUAGGGAUCUCUCCACUGCAAUGAGACUCUAGCACUUCUUUAUUCUAGCACCUCUUUCAUCUUCCCUGCUCCAUUUCUCUUAAAAGGGUGGUGAAAAUGACAUUAAUAUUAUAAACUGUCAUCUGCAGUAUUAUGGAGAAAACAAUGAGGUGUUUUGUAGAUUAUAGUUUUGCGUGUACUAAUAGAAACUGGAUCUAUAAAUCAAUGUCAUGAGAGGUGGGAAGCUGAAAACUGUGAGUGAAUCAUGUAAAACUAUUUCCUAUUUGCUAAGAAGGCUGGACAUGCCCUUAUACUGAAGCCAACAUUCUUCUGACUUCACUGAGCCCGUUAUUAUUUCCUCAUUCCUUCUAGAAAUGUUACUCAUAGUCGAAUGCUUGUUAAAAUAAAUAAGUCACUGUUGUUUCAAAGGCUUCCUUUUGGAAUCCACUUUACUUCCUGCUAUAUAGUCUAAAUUUGUCAAUCAACUUUUGACCUUUGCAUGGGAAACUCUCAUGAGUUUCACCUGCCUAUCCACCUGCAGUGCCAGAAUAACGCCAUGGCUUGUGAUGCCCUGAUCUCUAGUAGGCACCUACUCCUGGUAUUGGACAUCUUGGCAUAAUACAGCGAGUGUGCAGUCGCUGCAACAACUCAUAUUUUCCAUGAUUGUGCUUUUUCUGGCAAGGACAUUACUUUAGUUGGGUAUGGGGUGUGCUGAUGUUGCUGCAGCUUGCCUGGAUGCAUCUGAGGAAGGGCGAGGUGGCAGCAAAGCUGGAGCUGUGCAGGGGCAGAUAUGGGAAUGUUGGAUUGGCUUUGCUGCUGCAACUUUACCGGGGUGUAAGAGGGCACUGGUUUCCAUUCUGACCUGUAUUUAUCACACACAGCACUGUUUCCAUUCCAGUUUGGCUUCCAACAAAAACAACAACAAUGUAAUUCACCUCACUGCCUUUUGUGGCAGACUUUUCUGUAUUUAACUAUGUAAUCAAUUACUGCAUAAUAAUAAUAAUAUAAUAAUUUAUUAUUUAUACCCUGCCCAUAUGGCUGAGUUUCCCCAGCCACUCUGGGUGGCUCCCAAUCAAAUGUUAAAAACAAUACAGCAUUAAAUAUGAAAAACUUCCCUAAACAGGGCUGCCUUCAGAUGUCUUUUAAAAAUAGGAUAGCUGCUUAUUUCCUUGACAUCUCACGGGAGGGUGUUCCACAGGGCGGGCACCACUACUGAGACGGCCUUCUGUCUUGUUCCCUGUAACCUCACUUCUCACAAUAAGGGAACUGCCAGAAGGCCCUUGGUGCUGGACCUCAGUGUCCAGGCUGAACAACGGGGGUGGAGAUACUCCUUCAGGUAUACAGGACUGAGGCCGUUUAGGGCUUUAAAGGUCAGCACCAACACUUUGAAUUGUGCUCGGAAACAUACUGGGAGCCAAUGCAGAUCUCUCAGGACUGGUGUUAUGUGGUCCCGACGGCCACUCCCAGUCACCAGUCUAGCUGCCACAUUCUGGAUUAAUUGCAGUCUCCGGGUCACCUUCAAAGGUAGCUCCACGUAGAGCACAUUGCAAUAGUCCAAGCGAGAGAUAACUAGAGCAUGCACCACUCUGGCGAGACAGUCUGCGGGCAGGUAGGGUCUCAGCCUGCGCACCUGAUGGAGUUGAUAGACAGCCACCCUGGGCACAUUGCACACCAUUCAUUUCAACGCCAUGGAAACACAAGGCAAAUGGGGGAAAGCGCAUUAAUUGCACAUUGCUUGCAGACUGAAAGCAGCAACAGUGUAUAUUAGUUGUAUUCACUGGACUGAUUUCCGUUCUAGACGUGGGACAAAUUGGCAAACAUCGACAAUUGGCACUCUAGUUUCUGUUCGAAUUUCCAGUCAUUCCUAACCUGCACAGUCCCAACCUCGCUGCUGCACUGCCCCAACCCUGUCUAGACAGAAUGAACUUAUGAAAGAACCCAUGUGAAACUGGCAUGGAUCAGAAAAAGGCUAAUCUGUCAAUUCCUAGGGGAUGGGUGGCUGAAGACAUUAAAAAUGCUUAAUGGCUUGGUUUGUUUGAUAAUAGGAACCAUCAGCCAUGCCGGCAUGGAGGGGGCAGUUGCAGGAUGACAGGGGUGUGAUGUCAUCACAGGAAAAAUGUUGGGGUGUAAUGUUCGGCACUCCCUCCUGCAAAACUCAGGUUGUAAACGUGUAGAAUAAAUCAAAUUUCUUAAAUACACUAGUCUCCACUGGGCCACAUUUUAAAAGAACACAAACCCUGGUUAAGUUCCAAUUUUGCUAUCACUCAGCAGAGAUUGAAGUGACCCCAAUACCAUUUGGGGGUAUGGCCUUUCUCCCUUGGACGCGGGUGGCGCUGUGGGUAAAACCUCAGUGCCUAGGACUUGCUGAUCGUAAGGUCGGCGGUUCGAAUCCCCGCGGCGGGGUGAGCUCCCGCCGUUCGGUCCCAGCUCCUGCCCACCUAGCAGUUCGAAAGCACGUCAAAGUGCAAGUAGAUAAAUAGGUACCGCUUUAUAGCGGGAAGGUAAACGGCAUUUCCAUGUGCGGCACUGGUGCUGGCUCGCCAGAGCAGCUUCAUCACGCUGGCCACGUGAGCCGGAAGUGUCUUCGGAUGGCGCCGGCUCCCGGCCUCUUGAGCGAGAUGAGCGCGCAACCCUAGAGUCGGUCACGACUGGCCCGUACGGGCAGGGGUACCUUUACCUUUACCUUUCUCCCUUACUUAGGCCAUACAAUAAUAGUCAUCUGUCCCAUCAUCAAAGAAAGAGGCAGAUAAGCUACAAUCCUGGUCCACCACCAUGUCCUGCUUGUUUCUCUUACCUCUUUGGUUCUCUCCAUCACAAAACAGACAAUGUGAGGACUGGAUGUACCAGCAAUUCAAAAGUUGUUUGGGGACUGACAAAUCUGUUUUUCUUUGUAUCACUCUCUGUGCUCUGAAAUAGGUGAAAGAUGGAGGAACUUCUAAACCUUCUCAAGUGUGUGUGUGUGUGUGUGUGAGAGAGAGAGAGAGAGAGAGAAACUUGAGUAAUGGUGUGUAUAUAUAUAAGGCCAUGAAGUGAAUAUGUAAAAUUUAAUGUCUCCUAGCCACUUACAUUUUCUCUCUUUUAACAUUUUGUAUAGUUAACCACAACUUGCUUCUUCUCACCUUUACUAUUCAUACCUUAAAUUGUGUACCAUUUAUCAAGAGUGAUAGGUUACUUAUUCCUUACAUAUUAUUGAAUUACAUAUUAUUGACUAAAGAAAUAAAAAGAAAUAUUAUAUAAGAGUGAUAGGUAUAUAAUUUGGAGUAAAGCUUUGUUCUUAGGUCAAUAGCAAUAUUUUGUACUGUCUGAAAAUGUAGUCAAACGUUUGUUUUAAUCUGUUUUGUGAUUUGUUUGAUUGUGCUACUUUGUAAAUCUUUUAAAUCAAAUACCACAUACCCAGAUGAAAAUCAGCAGUGAGGCAGUAGCCUUUACCUGCUGCUGCUGCUGCUGCUGCUGCUGCUGCUGCUGCUGCUGCUAAAUAAUAAUAACUCCAGGCACCUUACAGAUAAAAACAAGAAUCACUAAAAACAUAGAAAAAGAAAUCAUUAAAAACACUGAAACAUUAAUAGAAUUAAAACUGUAUCCAUUUACCUGAUGUCACUGAAGCUUAACUUGUCCAUGGGGCAAAUGCACCACUGGGACUGUGGCAUUGGCUCUGCCACUGUGUUUUCACCACGCUGGCCUUGCCCCUAUCCCUCUAAGUAAGAUGUAGUGACACCAGUGAUGGGAAUCAGGUAAAGUGCCAUCACCCCGCUGACCACUACUGAUGAAAAUUAAUGCAUUACCCAGCAUUCCUCAAUUACAUUUAUGGUUAAUAGCAGCUUCAUAACUUUAGUAUCCUUGAUUUCUAAAACCCCUCUCUAAAUUUAUUAAUGGUGUUCGUUACUGAUGAGCUUUGUUAACAGAUUCUAAAUAGGUCAUUUUAAGUACUGUUUUUAUUGCAAUGGUUGUUUUCUAUUAUAAGGCACUCUGGGCUCCUCUUCUGAAGAAGGGCAGGAUAGAAAACAAAUGCAUAAAGAGUAACCUUUGCAUCCGUUCAAUAAUGCCAUUCGUUUUGUUUCCAGCUGCUCUUCAAGUGUCCAACACAAACAUAACUUUGGCCAUUAACUAGUUCUAUGGCUUUCUUUCUGUUUUAGGUGGUUUUUUGGUGGUAUUAAACGAGUGGAUGCUGAGAAACGGCUGCUAUAUCCUGAAAAUCAGGAUGGAGCUUUCCUGAUCAGAAACAGCGAAAGUCUAACGGGUGAAUUCUCUCUUUCAGGUAUGAUGACUAUUUUCUCUUUCUUCUUUCUCCUGGUGUGUGUGUGUGUGUGUGUGUGUAUACACACACACACACACACACACACAGUCUUGACCUUAUUUCUCCUGGGUUUGUUCAUGAAAAAUCUCUGUGAUUAUUUCUUUCACAAAGGUACAUGAACUGGCAAUAACUGCUAGAACUUAAUAAAUUUUUAAAAAUAUUUUAAAUUGGGGGGGGGAGGUUUGCUUAUAAUUGAAUAUGUGAACUAACAAUGCAAGCUUAUACUUACCUGCUCUUAAGUAAGCACCACUGCAUAGGGCUCACUCAAAACAUUUUGUUACCUGCAGUUGAGGAUAAGAUGGCAGCUUCAGCUUUCCAUCAGGAAUUUUUUAAUGUCUAACGUUUUACUUUUUUUAUGUGCUGUGAGCCACCCGGAGUGGCUGGGGAAACCCAUCAAGAUGGGUGUGGUAUAAAUAUUAUUAUUAUUAUUAUUAUUAUUAUUAUUAUUAUUAUUAUUAUCUUUCAUGUACUGAAGUCGACUAGACUAGCAUUUGAAACUUAUUUCAAUCCAUCAUACUCUGAGUUUGAUACUCUGAAGUUGGGGAAAAGAGCAUUUUCUGAUCCAAAAUUAACAAACUCAGUGAAUAAUACAUUUUUUUGGUAGAGUUUACAUCUCCCUUUAAUAUCACACUUGCCAUAAAGUAGCAACAGUGGUUCCUCAGUUUGCUGACCAUGGUGGUGUCUGAAAGUAGAUAUAAUAAUGUAGCAGAAUCAGGACCAACCCUACCAAUAGGCAGAAUGAGAUGACCGCCUUAGGCAGCAGAUGCUGGGGAAUCGCAGCAGCAGCUACCUGACUAUGUUCUAGGGCAGAGCUGUGUGUGUCAGGUGGCCCGUCCUGAACCCCUACAGUUAGUCUGUGGACUCAAAUGUGGUAGAAGACACUCUCCUGUUGCCAGAAUUGAAAUAAGUUUGAAAUGCUAGUCUAGUCGACUUCAGUAGAUGGAAAGGUGAAGCUGCCAUCUUAUCCUCAACUGCAGGUAACAGUUGACGGUGAGCCCUAUGCAGAAUGACUCCCAUCAGUUCUUCCACUGCUCCUCAUGCACCCUCUAGCCCCACCAUGCAUAUGGAAAAAGACCCCUAAUAUAUGUAACCUUCAAGUUUGAUCUUCAUUCAGAUUCUCUGUAUAAUAGUACCAUAAAAGCAUAUGAAUUACAGUGCACGACUAAAGACUUGGGGGAUAAUCUAAAAUAAUAUACUCCAUAUGACACCUAUACACCCUCUAAUGGUAAUUUGAGAUAACUGCAUGCUUGAUAAAGCUUGACUGCUUAAGGAAGAUAGGGCUAAAUAUUCAUUUAAUAUACAAUUGCUGGUGAUUAAAAACUCAGUUUACAUGAAGACCCCUAAAGAUGCCUGCCAACUGUAUGCAAAUAGUAUGGGCUGCCAGUUGGUCACAUGUAAUGUGGAAUGAGAGCUCCAAUCACAUAGACUCCAUCUAUGUGUACACCCUGUACCUAUAAGAUACAUUUGAAGCCCAUUUUGUCUCUCAGUGAGUUCUGGGCAAUGUAGUUUAUGCCUCACAGAGUGAAAAUUCCCAGCAAUCCUUCACAAACCACAGUGCCCAGAAUUCUUUGAAUGUGCUUCAGAGAUAUAGUGUGUACACACCUGCCACUCUGCUACUGACAGUCAUCGAGGUCCGAGGUUACGAUGAAGUUGGAACUAAGCAUGGCAUAUGAUGCCAUACAUUACGCACAUUGCCUAAAUAGUGCAUGGCCCUUAACAGCUAUGACCUCCUGGCAUUUGGGAACUUUUUUAAAAAAAAUUGAUUUAAUAUUUCAAUCUAUGAGUCCUCUUUGUGUUAUAAAUAGGGCUACUGUACCCCAGAGGUGUCUAAAAGUAACUCCUGUUGGAAGUAUAAUGUGCAGUAAUGGUCAGCUUGCCAUUCUAUAAUGACAGAAUCAUGACAUUUUCCUUAUGAGACAAGAAUAUACACACGUGUGUCUCUGAGAUUAGUAUGCAAAUAAAAUAUUUUGUACCAUUUUAUUAAGGCACCAUAUGGUACCAUAUGCAAGUAAUACAUGAUGGUAAAUAAAUAGGGAUAUAAAGGUCUUACAGAGCAAGCACAAUUAUAAGAAGUCAAUGUAAUUUUAUUUGGCGUAAGUUAUCCUUAUUUCAAGCUUCAUUCAAGAGCAUGGCUAUUUCCAGCUGAGGUACCCCAUGCCUGGCAGAGGGAAAACAAACCUUUAAAACAAAGUUUAACUUUGGCAGGGGGUUCCCAGUUGCAUCCACUAGAAAUAUAUGUGUAUUAUUAUUAUUAUUAUUAUUAUUAUUAUUAUUCCCCUGUCAUUACAUAAUACACCAUUCAGGGCAAAAGCUUAUAAGACUGGGUCACUGGAGGCUCAUUUAGGAGGCAAGUUUUCUGGAUGGAUACUUGACUAUAUUAUAUUAUGAUGUGUGUUGUUUUUAUGCAAGUCUUAGGCAAUUCACAAUGCCUUCCUUAGGGGAAGGGUCGUAGCUCAGUGGAAGGGGAUCUGCUUUGCUUGCAGAAGACUUCAGGUUCCACCUCUGGCACCUGUGGGUGGAGUUGGGAAAUGUUCCCUGCCUGGAUGCUGGAGAGCAUCUGCCAAUCAGAGUGGACAACACUGAACUAAAUUGGCUCAACAUCCUGACUUGGAAUAAGGCAGUUUUUCCUCUGUUCCUUCGUUUUUAUUUUUCUAGUACGGGAUGGGAAGGUUGUGAAGCACUACCGAAUCCGACGUCUGGACAAUGGCGGCUUUUUUGUGACAAAAAGGAAAACUUUCCCAACCUUGAAUGCUUUUGUCAGAUACUACAGUUGUUCCAGCGAUGGGCUGUGCGUAAAGCUUGGGAGGCCAUGUGUAAAGGUAGAGCUAACUCAGGACAUUUUCCUUUCAAAAUGGAGUGAAGUUUUGAUGAUUGAAUUGAUAAGUACUUAACCCUCUUUCCAGCCAUGAUAAUAGUUUAAGAAAUGAUGCAUAACUGCACCGUGAUAUGGGAUGGCAUAUCAAUGAUAAUUACAACAAGAGAGCCAUGCAAUGUUUGAGAAAUAAUUGUAUGGCCUGGGGGAGAACAUGCCAGCAUGUUACUUAUGAAGUCACAGUAUAAACCCAUAUUGAGAUGGAAUCGCCACCCUCAUAACUCUAGCUGUCUAUAAGUACUGACUGAAAAACAAGAACUCAGAACCCCAUCAGAUUCCUACAGGCAAUAUUUUGUUAUUCUAAAAGCUUUCCUGGUUCUCUCUAUCUCUUUCUAAUCUAGGGAUAUAAUCAUCUUUCAGAUUCUAAAAGAAGUAUCAACAUUGUCCUCCUCUGAACCCAUUCCAAUCUGUCUACAAAGUUGAAGAGACCACAACCAAAAGCAAAUCCCCCUUAGACAAAAACAAAACACAACUCUGAUUCACGUCAGAGACCCUGCUAUGUGUCCAUCUAUGAGAGCCAUCCAUUUGCUGGGUAUGGGGAAAGGGCUUCCUUGGCAGUGGCCCCACAACUGUGAAUUGGCUUCCAAGCGAGAUCAGGCAAGCCUCUCUCCACCCACCAGAUUUUCAAGCAGCAUCUGAAGGACAUCUGUUCUCUGCCACUGUUAUGGAGCAGUUUUAAGUGGGCUGCUAAUGUGGCAAUGUUGUUUUAUGCUGUUUAUACUGUGUCUAACAGCUGUGCUGGGCAGACUGUAGCUUUUAUGUGUUGGCAAAUGUUAAGGUUUGGGGCUGUUUUAUAACUGAAAGUUUAAAAUUGCACUUUGCAUUGUUGCUCUAUGCUCUGCUUGCUGCUUUCUGAGGAGAUCCUUCUAAAAAGCGGAAUGAAAAUCUAUUUUUAAAAAGUAAAGAAAUAAGUCAAACUAAGAUGGAACAUACAACAGUGUUGCCUAUGAUUGCAUAGCUUUUGCUUAUCCUUGAAAAAAGGUCCUAUCUCCUGAAAGCAGUACAGAUUGCAUGUAAGUGAAAGAAACAUUUUCCAAUAAUGUUAAUUUUCAAACAGUGUUAAUUAAUAAUAAAGGUCUUGCAACUGUAACUUGGGCAAGUACCCCUUGAUUUCUAUGGAAUGUAUUGAUUCUGCUACACAAGUUGACCUUUUUUUUUUGAUGGGACAGCUAUGCAUUUGGAUCCAUUUGGAUCCAUACAUUAUAUCGGGGGAAUGGGAGACACAGCAGAAUGGACCCUACCCUUUCCUGUCAACAUAUAAUGUAAAAAGCUCCCAAAGUGUGCAGGUCUGUGCCACUCCCUACAAUAACAUAACUCCUCAGAAAAUGGGCCAGUACUGGCGUAUCGCCAGUGUGGUCGCACAGGAGAAGGGAUGGUGCCGUGGCUUCUGUGGUAAUGUGAAGAACCCAACGGUAAACAGUGACAGUCCAUCCGUCACUGCCUGUUUCUGCCAGUUCACACUGCAGGGGACCAUUGUGGAACCAGGAAAAGGUACCAGCUCUUGAUAUCUUUGAAAGUGACGAAAUGAUGCUUCCCUGUUUUUUAAAAAAUAAAAAUAACAUAGAAAAUGGAAGUAGCUCUGGCCUUUAGGGUCUGCUGUCCAAAGCAAUAGUUUCCCUCUGCUUCAUCAUUAAGACCGGACCUUCCUGUUUUCAUGGGAGGAAGUGCCAUAUAAAGAAGCACCUGGCUGCUUGUGGAAGUUCUCUUUGGUUUACUGCCCCCCGCAUUCUGUUUAGCAGACACCCUCUUAAAUCGGUAUACUUGCAUAGAUACAGUUGUUUUGGGUUUGUUUUUUUUAAAAAGGAAAGCACAUAAUUUAUGUGUGCCAUUUUUAUUCCUAUGCAGACAGAAGUUCCAGCAACCUAUGAUUUGUCAUACCAAACUGUGGAUCAGUGGGAGAUAGACCGAAAUUCCUUACAGCUCUUAAAAAGACUAGGUUCUGGCCAGUUUGGCGAGGUCUGGGAAGGAUUAUGGAACAAUACCACACCGGUGGCAAUUAAGACGCUAAAGCCAGGUAUGUCGAAGAACACCUCUGACUAUUUCACCCUCAAAAUCUGCAUAAAAUCUAAAUAUAGUCUUGGUUUCAGCAAGAUUUAGACUUCCGGGUUGGUGCCUCCAGGCAAUGGCGGAGUUCCUCCGAUUGGGAGGAAUUUGCUUCGCGAAAAUUAGGGUCUGACCGCCACGGCGAAGGCGGAGACCCACUGAAAUCACAGGCGGGAGAAGCCUGUGAACUUGGGAUUCGGCUGGCACCCUUUGCGCCUCCCCUACUCACGGGGAAACCCUGAUUUGGGGAUCCAAAGCAAAGUGGGGUGAGUGGCGCGGUGCUUCGAAUUGAUUGCUUUUUUCACGGAGUGAAGCCGCAUCGCUGUUGCCGGAGAGCGCUGACUUUUUCCUGUGGACAAUUGGAUUUUAAACAACUAGCCGUGAGUAGAACGGAAAAUUAGAUCCUUACAUUCAUUAAUUUGGCAUCGAAACGGGAAGGUUCUAAACAGGAAGUCCCGUGGGCGUAGGCCAGCCAGGUGAGUGGGAGGCAGGGGGCUAACGCCCCCUGCUUGAGGCGGAGUCCGGCUUCCGACCACAACCACUCCCCUCUCUUGCAGGAGGAGAGUCUUUGGAACAGCUCCACAAGAAGACGGACGCUAUGAAUACCAAACUUGAGAACUUGGGACAAAAAGUGACUAAUUUGGAACAAAAAGUGACCAUUAAUACAGAAAUUGUUCAGGAUUUGACACAGGAACCUACCUUGACAGGACAAACUGGGGAGAAGACGAAGGAGAAUGUUGGUAUUGUUAAACCUAAAAUAAUACAAGUGGAAGCCCCAGUUUUACAGAGGCAAACUGAGGACUAUAAGUGGAGGCCUUUUAUGAAUGAAUAUAGAAAAGUCAGAAUUUGAAGAUUGGAGCCCUGUUUGGAUUGAAGAAGGAAGGUUGCAUAGACUCUUUCAUGCAGAGAUUUACUGACCUUUGGGUCCUGAAUCUGGGUCAGGAGGUGAUUGGAGUUGUGGGGGCCUUUGGAUCUGGAGGAGCCUUGAAACAUGAUUUGAGAUAUUGUAUGGACACUGGUUUUAGCUGUGGAGAGUUGGUUGGUCUGUCGAGAGGGAAUGGGGCAUUGGUUGGGUCGGGGCCCACCCAAGACCUGUGCUUCAGCACCCUCAGCAUCAAAGAAUAUGAAGAAAAACUGCAGAAGGGACUUGGAAAAGACUUAAGAGCCUUGGACAGAAGAUUUCCAGGUUGAUGAACUAUAUGGAAUGGACGGAAAUGACUGGCAGAAUCCGAGACCAGGGAGAAGAGAUGGUGGUUGAAGAUUGGGAAAGUUUAAAGUUUAUAUAUAGAAAUAUUGUAAAUUUAGUGAGUGUUAGAAAAUUGUUGGAAUGAAAUUUUAUGGCUUUAGCAGAAAUGUUAUAAGGAGUUAGGUAUAAAUAAGUAUUUCAGUAUUAAUGGAAAAUAAGGUACAAAAUAUGUUAAGAUAUUCAUAAUGAUAAAAAUAGAGAAAGAUGGAAAGGAAUUGCUGAAACAAGUAAUAGAAGUGGAAUACAAAAAGGGAGGUGAGAGGAGGUCGAUGAAAUAAGGGAAUGAAAGAUAGAGUAAUGAAAUGGUAUGAUAUAUGUUUUUAAAUUGUUGUUCUUUUGCUUUGUUUAGUUUAGUGUGUUAAGGCUGUGUUUUGUAUUGCUUAUUGUAUUGUAUUGUAUUGUUUUUUCUUUUCUUUCUCUUUUUUUCUUCUUCUCUGCUUUAUUUUGUCUUUUUCUUUCGCCUAUUUUCUUCUUUUUUCUUUUUUUGUAAGUUUUAAAAGCAAUAAAGAUUAUUAAAAAAAAAAAAAAGAUUUCAUCAAGAUUUACUUCAAUGCAUGGGUGGUUGAGAGCACUGACAAACAAACUGAAAAUGCUAUUUGUAGCCCUCAUUGUGUAUACUGCAUUUCCUGCUCAUUCAAACAUUGAAUUCGAUUAUUCUCCUAGCAAUUUUUAUUUUGUUUUUGGUGCAAAAGAUCUUACACAAUCAAGAACGAAGGACAAAUAGAUUCACUGUGGGAGUAGAUGAUGAAAAUAAAACUGGUUCAUCUUCUGCUCAUGGCAGAUAUUAUUUUAAAGCAUAUAAUGGUUCUUUUUCUUUAUGUUCUUUAAAAUGCACCCAGAAUCGCAGCUAUUUACUGUUGAGAUUAAUUUCGAUCAGUCUAUUUCCUCCAUUCUUUUAAAAGCUCUUAUGUACAAGGAUAUCAGUCUGAAGUGCCUUCUUAGAUAUGUGCACAAGCUUUUGCAAAGCCAGAGGGGCUUUUUUCAGUUCUCUAUCCAAGCAACAAUUUUUCCUUCUUGUCUUGUGUUGUGAGUGCCUUUUUAAACUUAGGGGAGUGAAAGCUUGUGAUGCAAUAUGACGUCUGGAAAAAAUAUCCACUACAAUCCUUUUUUUGAUUUUAGGGGAUUUCUCUGAACCUGGUGGGGCGAGGGCUCAUUUGGGCUCUUUUCACCUAUUUGAUAAUCAUACGUUUGGGGAAUCUAGUUGCUUCAUUGGUUGCAAUUUUCAGUUUUGCCAGUUAUUUAGCCAUGCACUAAAUAGCAUAAAGCAAGCCACUUUCCCAGUUACGAAGUAACAAUAUACCACACAUAAGGAUAAAUGAGAGAAGCUUGCAAACACCAUGUGGCAUUUACUAGGACUAAUACUGGUAUAAGGCAGCUGUGAUCAUUUGCACUUACAUAGCAUCAGUGUCAACAGAUAAUGAUUUUAGGAAUGCAGUAUAAUAGUGUUGUGCAAUUGUAUCUGCAUUCCCUAUUCAACAGACAACAUCUUCUACUUAUGUAGUUACUUAUUCUCGAAAACCUAAUAAAAAACAUUCCAAAAAAGGUGGAAAUGGAAAAACAAAUGCUAAUGUAGCCAUUUCUAGUGGCAUCCCUAAACACGCCACCCAUCAAUCAUGACAUUGUGCACUGAUGUUGUUCCCCAUGCAAAUAAGGAACCAAUCAACACAUAGCUGCAACAUCAUGAUUAUAUUGGCCUAAAGCAGGGGUGGGAAAUAUCAGGCCUGUGGACUUUUCAGUGUGGCCCCCACAACUCUCCCCAAACCACUCACUCCAAACCAAACCCUUCACUGGUACAGCUUUUGCACCCUCCAGAAUUGCUUAUGCUGGAGUGUGUCAUUGAACUCUGAUAAUGCUUCUUGUUUGCCUGGAUGGUAAGUAGAGAGGGGUAUCUGACUUUGUGGAGCCCAUUAUAGUUUCCAAUUCCUCUCAAUCAUAAAUUCUCUUAGAUCUAUUUGCAGUGCUAAAAUGUGAUUAGUGACAUGACAUUUUGCGGCAGAGCAAUGGUGCAACUGAAGCUAGUGGCCACAGGAUUUCACUUUAGUUUUUAUUAAAGAGAAAAGCAAAUAGCCACUGUCCUUUGAAAAAAAUAUCACCUGAAUACUGACAAGAUUUACUUAAAUUCUCCUGGCAAUAUAUGGUACAUGGGGAAUUUGAAAGUAAUAUCAGAUGUAUUUGUUCAAACCAUGUAUAUCACGUGUUAUCUUUUAAAAAUUGAUUGUAUUAACAGGCCUGGGAAAAACAUCUAUUUGUUUUAAUUCAUGUCUUUAAAGCACUUAGAGCACUUUAUUUACAACUUAUCAUAAAUAUUUUUUAAAAUUUAUUUUCAUGUUGGCAGAUGAUUGGAAAGGCACCCGUCAAAGACUUGUUGAAAUAUAUGGCCUUUAUUGUACACAGUGUUGGUCUAUUAUAGAAGUGUAAUAAUAAAAUAUUUAUUGUGAAGUAGGAGAGGAAACAAUUUAUGCAUUUAAUAAAAGAUAGCAUAGGGAAAUUAUUUCUAGGAACACUGAUGGUUGCAAUGUUGUACAAUUAAAGAGUUUCAUAAGAUAAAACUGCAUUUACUCCAAACCAUCCUCCCUACCCAAGAUUGGUUAAAAAUUGAUCUUUGAUCCUGCAAAUGCUGGAUUAAAAGUCUAAAUGAUUAGUCUGCAGCCUCUACAUUUUAGAAAGGGCUUCAAUUAACCUCACAGAGAGAGGCACGAGAUUCCUAAUUAAACUGGCAGCAAUCUUCAUAAAAGCAAUGCAGUCCCAUGAAGCAUUAAGAUAUUUUAUUAAUACAUCCAUGUUGGGUUUUUAUACCCCCCCCAAAAAAAAUGCUGCCAGAUGCAUUUGUAAGACAGGUUCACCCAUCAUGUUGUAACAGCUAUUUAUAUGUACGUUGGCACCAGCUCUGCUGCUGGAUGCAAUUGCUGUUGAAUAUUUUCCAGAAGCCCUUUAAUUUUCCAGAAGCUCUUGUAAGAAAGAGGUGGGUGGGUUUCAGACAAAAUCAUGCCUUGUGAGAGUAGGCUGCAUUCCAUACUGACUGUCCAAUGGAUAUUUAGCUAGAGACAUGACCAGAACAACACUCUCCUUCUUGUGUUACCCAUUAACUGGUAUUUAGACUGCCUCUGACACUGGAGCCAAUGGUGCCAUCACAACUAGUUGCCAUGAAUAUCUGUAUCUAUUUAAUCCCCCUUUAAAGCUGUGCAAGUAAUUGGUGCUCACUGCAUUGUGUAGCAAAUUUCCCAGUUUAAUUAACUGUGCUGUGUGAAGAACUAAUUCCUUUUGUCUGUGCUGAAUCUCUAUUCACUUUUAUUGGUUGAUCCCAAGUUAUAGUAUGAUGCAGAAGGGAGGAAACAAUUUUUCCCUACCAACCUUCUCCACACUUUCCCAUCAUUUUCUAUACCUCCAUCUUGUCCCCUCCCUUAAUCACCUUUUCCUACUGAGCUGUAAAGCCCCAAAUGUUACAACCUGUUCCGAUAAUGGCAUUUUUCUAGCCCCCUGAUCAUUUUGGUUGCCUUUUUCUGCUUUACAAUGUUCUUUUUGAGGGGUGGGGACAAGAAGCGUACAGUUUUCUGAGUGUGGUUGCACCAUAAAUUUGCAUGAAGGCAAAGUGGCACUUUUAUUUUCUAUUGACUGCCAGCAUUGAGUUUAGUAUAGUAUUGCAUUUUCCCUUCUAUAGCGGCACUACUUUUAUAAGUCCUUUUCAAGUCUUAACUCCGUCUGGCAAGUUUACUGCAUGAUAGGUGCAUCAGAACCUUGUGUUUUGCCCCUUUGCUGAUAAGGUCAAUAAUUCUAAGUAAUAAACAUGCUCUAUUCCAAGGUAUAAUGAGCUUCAACAGUGUAGCUUGGAAGAGGCGAAUCAUUAUUGCUUGGGUUUGUACCUAGAGGGAUUGAUCUGAUGCAGGCAACUUAAGAUGUUGGAAAUUAUUGCACUGUUUCUAAUCAUGGUUACAUUUCUAGUAUCCGGGAGCAGCAGUUAAACCAAUAAAACAUUGUGACUACCAUUUCAGUCAUAAAAUGACCAAUAGCCUUUAUGAUGGGCAAAAUAACCCGCUAUCUACUGUUAUUAGAGUUAUUAUUUUUGUAUUAAAGCCAGGGAAAAUUACAAAACCUGUGUUCUCCUUUGUCAUUUCACUUGCAUGAAUUCCUUACUUGAAUUUGCACUGAUGUACAUCGUACUUUGCAAAGCGAAAGGCAGCAGCGCUCGUCAUUUACACAAGACUGCGGGGCAGACAAGGAUGGCCCUUAAUAACAGGGGCUAAUUUUCUUUUGUUGCUGUUCUCAUUUCAGGUUCAAUGGAUCCAAAAGACUUCCUCAGGGAAGCACAGAUAAUGAAGAAUCUGAGACACCCAAAGCUCAUACAGCUCUAUGCUGUUUGCACUUUAGAGGAUCCAAUUUAUAUUAUUACAGAACUGAUGAGACAUGGAAGUCUGCUAGAAUACCUCCAGAGUGAGUAGGAAACAUUUCAUUUAGCAAUACUGUGUACUGCUUGUAGUAUAGCAAAUGCGCUAAUAAAAAAGAGACGGAAAAGAGAUGAGCAGCUCAAUAAACUCUGACUGGCUGUAGAGAUUGGUGGGGAAUCCACAAAAUGGCCAGGUGGUCUUUUUCUAUGUUUAGAUAGACUAUUUACAUUUUUAAAUUUAUUUAUUUUUUCUUCACAGUUCUUACAUUUGAAACAAUGAAAGAACUUUUAUUCCAAAACAUUUGGAAUAAAUCAAAUUGUCCCUUUCUCUUACCCAUUCAUCCCUUUUUGGUGGGCAUGUGUUGGGCAUGUGAAAAGAUUACAGCCUCAGUCCAGUAUACCUGAAGGAGCGUCUCCACCCCAUCGUUCAGCCCAGACACUGAGGUCCAGCACCAAGGGUCUUCUGGCGGUUCCCUCACUGCCAGAAGUGAGGUUACAGGGAACUGGGCAGAGGGCCUUCUCAAUGGUGGAACACCCUCUUACCAGAUGUCAAAGGAAAAAACAACUACCAGACUUUUAGAAGGCAUCUGAAGGCAGCCCUGUUUAGGAAGCUUUUAAUAUCUGAAGGACUAUUGUAUUUUAAUAUUUUGUUGGAAGCCGCCCAGAGUGGCUGGGGAAACCCAGACAGAUGGGCGGGGUAUAAAUUAUUACUAUUAUUAUUACUAUUAUUGAUACUGGGAAGUGAUUUAUAAUGAGAUGAAAAAAAUGUUUAAAACAACCUUCCCAAAAAGACUGGAAGCAUUUUUGUUAGGAAUGGUGCAGUCAGAAGUUGCCAAGUGGUAGAAAACCCUAUAUAUGUAUGCAACAAUGGCGGUUUGCAUUCUGUUAGCCCAAAAAUGGAAAGUGAGAGAGGUCCCGAGUAACGCUGGCAACUUAAGCCAAUAGAAUAUGCAGAACUAGCAGGUUUAACUAAGACAAAGAGAGCAAGAAAAAUAACUAUUUAAAGAGGAAUGGAAUUUUUUUGCUGAAUGUAUGGAAAAUAACUACACAUUUGAAAACGCUGGUAGCAUUUAGAUAGAUUCAACAGUUUAAUAACUAACUGAGUGAUGUAAAAUUGGAAAACUGACAAAAAUGGACAUUGUAAAAUAUGCAGGCAUAAUAGGUAAACAAAAUGAACCAGGGAAGGGGAAGAAGGGAAGUUAUGGAAUAUAUGGUACUAUGUAAAUGUUUAUCUUGAGAUGUUAAACGAAAAAAUAUUUUUAAAAACCAAAUAGUGUUAAAAGAGAAGAGUGAAAGAGAGAACAGAAAAGCAAAAUCAUUAUAUAUAUAUAUAUGGAUGCGGGUGGCGCUGUGGGUUAAACCACAGAGCCUAGGACUUGCCGAUCAGAAGGUCGGCGGUUCGAAUCCCCGUGACGGGGUGAGCUCCCGUUGCUCGGUCCCUGCUCCUGCCAACCCAGCAGUUCGAAAGCAUGUCAAAGUGCAAGUAGAUAAAUAGGUACUGCUCCGGCGGGAAGGUAAACGGCGUUUCCAUGUGCUGCUCUGGUUCGCCAGAAGUGGCUUAGUCAUGCUGGCCACAUGACCUGGAAGCUGUACGCUGGCUCCCUCGGCCAAUAAAGCGAGAUGAGCGCUGCAACCCCAGAGUCGGUCACGACUGGACCUAAUGGUCAGGGGUCCCUUUACAUACACACACACACACACACACACACACGGGGUCUGUUGUCAAAAUUCUUCAUUAGCUGCUGCCAGGUAAACAGAUGUUCCACAUUCCUUCUCAAUCACCAAAGAACCCUGUCAAAAACCUCCAAGCUUCUCCCGAUGUUCUGCUUUCAUUUGGGUCACUCUUUCAUUGGCUGCAGGGGUCAAAGACAAGUGAUCUGUAGCUGGUCUUGUUCCAUCUUCGCAAGAUCCAUCCCUUGGCCAUCAGCACUGCCCUUUGAACCCAAGCUGCUUGAGUCUUACUUAAUCCCUGCAUCUGAGGAGUGUAGCUUACAAAUACAGGGGUGGAUUUUGAAUAUUGCAUUAGGUUCAGGAGCCUGCAGACGUGAGCCCAAACUACAGUGCUGAAUGGCGCUGGAGCUCUACAGCCCCAAAGCUUACCUUUGCAAGCAAGAACUGCUCUUAUUUCUUUUGCAAGCAGCAUAACUUCACUGAGAUUGCUGGAACGCGUUGUGAGGAUGAUAUUGCACCUUGUUUGCUUUUUCUUUCCGGUACAUGGUUAUCCCAUCACAGAUGGUCUGUAAAAUGCAUGCAGGUUUAAGGUAAAGGUAAAGGGAACCCUGACCAUUAGGUCCAGUUGUGACCGACUCUGGGGUUGUGGCACUCAUCUCGCUUUAUUUGCCGAGGGAGCCGGUGUACAGCUUCCGGGUCAUGUGGCCAGCUUGACUAAGCCGCUUCUGGUGAACCAGAGCAGCGCACAGAAACGCCGUUUACCUUCCCGCCAGAGCGGUACCUAUUUAUCUACUUGUGCUUCCGAACUGCUAGGUUGGCAGGAGCAGGGACCGAGCAACGGGAGCUCACCCUGUCGCGGGGAUUCGUACCGCCGACCUUCUGAUUGGCAAGACCUAGGCUCUGUGGUUUAACCCACAGCGCCACCCGCAUCCCCGCAUGCAGGUUUAAGUACUGAUUAAUUUACUACUUUUCCUUAACAUGUAGCAGAUUUAAAAUAGAUUAACAGGAAAUGAUCUGUGGGGUAGUUUUCAAAGGCAAGUGUAAUGACCGAUUUGGACUUUUCAUUUUAUUUCUUAUCCACAUUUCUGUAUUUCUGUUUAUAUAUAUUCUAUUCCCACAACACCCCUAAGAUAGUUUAGAUGAAGAAAUUCUAAGAAUUAAGCAGGGAUUUGAAUCCAGAUCUUCCUGGUCUUGAGUCCAGUUCUCACAUCACUGUUUGCACAAUACUUCGGCCUAUCACUUGAAUGUGCAUUUGUGGAAAAAGUUGUUUUCAUCACAUGGAAAGAGUCAUCACAUGGAAAGAGGUGAUGAGAGUGAAGCCUUUUCUUCAUGCUGUGUUUAAAAGGUUUUGGAUGGUGCACCCUUGUGAGUCAUAUUGUUUGAACUGUUUGUCAAACAGUGCUGUGAAAGUAUCUGUAUUACGGUGUGUUCUUUCCUUGUCACCGAGAUAGCAUAACUAGCCCCUCCACACCUGUGAUUAGGCAUGAAGGCUUCCAAAUCAAAGCAUGUAACUUUUAAGUAUGCUUGGGCCUUGUCAGCUCAUAUUUUAGAUAUCAAGGUCUUCUACGCUUGUCUGUCCUGUCAGAGAGGUGUGUUGUCUUCAUAAGAGACGUGUGGUUGCCUUGAAAAUUACAGGAGAGUCACUGUACAAACAAAAGAUAAAAACAAAGACAAAUAGCCCGUGAAUAGAUGUGCUCAGGAGCAGUUCUGACGCUGUUCUUUCAGAAUUUGGAUUAGACAUAAUAGUAGUCUCUAUAAAACAUUGCCUUUUAGGACUUAAAGUUCAUGUGUAGAGAAAAUGCACGGGGUGGCAGCAUGGGGUGUGCAAGCUCAAUCCCCCCCCAAAAAACAAUUGUUUCCAUUGUCCUCCGACAUAUGGAGGGUGACUGUGCAAAGUGGAAAGCCUUCUGAGUUUAUGGAGGCCCUGCAACCAUUUUGGAAGCCUGGUUCUCUAAAAUUCAGGGGUAGCCACAAGGACAAAGGAGAGGCCUUGGGGGACCUGUCCUUAACUAGUAAUGAUGCUCAUAGACAUGCUAGUAGCAUCUGCAGCUUUCUGUGCCUUCUGAACUGAGCUGAGAAGCAGAUAAAAAAACUUCACAUUUUAUGCUCCUUGGGACCUAGUUCUGAUUCAGGUACUGUACUAUAAUGCUUGGCAAGAAAUUAUACUUCUGCAAAUGGCCAGAAGCAUAGCUUCAUGUACGCCGAGUCCUUUUCUUUGUGAAGUAAGUUCUGGUUAUUCCUUCUCCCUUCUUAAAUGCAAGUAAUGGGGGGAUUUGCUUGGGGAUGUGGACAUAACUAGCCAGAGAGGGAAGCUAGCAAGUGGGAAUGGGGCUUGCAGCAUUUCAAACCAGACCGAAAUUUCCAGGACCAACUUGAACCAGGUGACACUUUUUGAAUCUGUGGGGCAAUUAUAUUCCAUUGCCCCCAUUACAAUUUUGUCCCAUGUAUACUGAAGAAGGGACGCGGGUGGCGCUGUGGGUUAAACCACAGAGCCUAGGACUUACCGAUCAGAAGGAUGGCGGUUCGAAUCCCCACGAUGGGGUGAGCUCCCGUUGCUCGGUCCCAGCUCCUGCCAACCUAGCAGUUCAUGCUGGCCACAUGACCUGGAAGCUGUACACCGGCUCCCUUGGCCAAUAAAGCGAUAUGAGCGCCGCAACCCCAGAGUCGGUCAUGACUGGACCUAAUGGUCAGGGGUCCCUUUACCUUUACGUAUACUGAAGAAACUCAAGAAUUUCCAGACAAUGUAUUUUCUCACGAAGAUGAACUUUUCAUUUACCGUAAGUCUCCUCAUGUGGAUCCAUGUGAUAACGGAAGUAAAAUGCAGCCCUGCUAAAUUGCCAUCCCGUUGUAUGACUUUCAGGGAAAUCUAACUUUCAUGCUCAGAGACGAGUAAUGCCGCAGCAGUGCGUGCACAUCCUGAGAGCCCAUUUAAAAGCCCAAACCUUUAAAUCACAUAAGCAAUACUAUGAAGCAGACAAUUUUCUCAUGAGAUCUGUAGGCUGGGCCGAAAGUAAAUACAUGAAACAUCACUACUUUGUGGAUGUGCAAACAGUUAUUGAUGGAAAAGCUACAGAGGAAAAGUUGCUUCUGCAGUGUGCAGAAUGUAUAGCAAAGAGUAAGUUGCAUUUCAAGGUGAAAUAAAAUUGCCAUAAGAAAGACACAAUGAUAGAUAUUUCAGAUUCUUGUUACAAUAGGACAAAUACUCUCAAUUAGGUAAUGGUUGUCAAGGAGAGCCUAUGCAGGUUUCUGUUCGCUAUGGAGACCUUGCCUUACAUAAUACGGUGUUUGUAAUGUUUCAUCUAGACUUGAAGAUAAAUCUUAACAGUUGUUGAGCAGCACAGUCCUAUCCAUGCUUAUUCACAAGCAAGUGUUAUUUAUUUCAUUGGGACAAGGCUUGUGGUUUCCACAAGCGAUGUUAAGGUUGUCAGUUUCCUCAUUUGGUCUUGCAGUGCGCUGCUUGUGCCUGCCAGAGAGAAAUGAUAGAAAAUUGGCAUUCUAGGGAAUGAUUUUUUUUCUUUGUUUGACAGAUGUGGCAAGGGAGACUCUAAAUGUGUGGGACUAGGGCCUUGAGUGGCUGCCUUUGGGCACAUACCAGGGGAAGGAUAGUAUCUGGGGGGAUCUGAGUCAGAGUCCUGGAGCCUAUGUUUCAUUGAGGAUAGCAUGAGGAACAGCAGGUGGAAUAUACUUGCUCCUGAUGUUAUUAUAUUCCAUAUGAAAUUUUGCAUUUUGUAUAGCCAAUAUUAUACUGUAUAUGCUGCAUUGUAAUUGCAAUAGAAAAGUGAGAUAUACAUAUUAAAUCUAAAACAAAAGUAGAGUAAAUACAAUAAAAACCCAGCAUCACAUCCAUGAGAAUUUCACUGUCGUCUUCUCUCUCCUGUGCUAAUUUUAGAAUGCAAAUCUUUUCUCUAUAUUUGAUGGAUAAUGGGGGAAAGUGUUGAAAAGCUUUCCAAAGUAGCACUAAUACAAUCCUUGACUUUGUUUUCCAAAAUCACAUUGCCGUCCCUGCUGACUAGCUGUCUCAGGCCUUGUAUAUACAUAACAUGUAUAUACAUAUGUGCAUGCAUAAUCAGCUUACAAUUUAUUCACAGAUGAUGCAGGAGCCAGGAUCCGUUUGCCACAACAGGUGGACAUGGCUGCUCAGGUUGCCUCAGGAAUGGCUUAUCUUGAAUCUCAGAACUACAUUCACCGUGACUUGGCAGCCAGAAAUGUCCUUGUCGGUGAUCACAAUGUUUACAAAGUGGCAGAUUUUGGACUUGCACGAGUUUUCAAGGUAGGCUGUACAGUGGUACCUCGCAGGACGAAUGCCUCGCAAGACAAAAAACUCGCUAGACGAAAGGGUUUUUUGUUUUUUGAGCUGCUUUGCAAGACGAUUUUCCCUAUGGGCUUGCUUCGCAAGACAGAAACGUCUUGCAAGUUUGUUUCCUUUUCUUAACACCGUUAAUACAGUUGCGACUUGACUUCGAGGAGCAACUCAUAGAACGCGGUGUGGUAGCCUUUUUUGGGUUUUUAAAGACUUUGGUGAUUUUUGAAGCUUUUCCAAAACUUUCCCGACACCGUGCUUCGCAAGACGAAAAAAUCGCAAGACGACAAAACUCGUGGAACGAAUUAAUUUCGUCUUGCGAGGCACCACUGUAGUACAAUUUCACAAUUUACUUCAGUCACACUUCUUUAUCCUGCUCCAUGGUUAGUCAUGAUGCUGUUAAUUUGAACUAGGUCUUUGAGAACCCCUGAUUUGUUGAACGGCCUAUUUGAAUGUAUUAUCUUAAUGUUGUUUUGUGUUUAAGUGAUAGUUUUUUUGGGGGGUGCUGUUGUUUUAUAUUAUUUGUUUGUCAUUGUAUAUCUUAUAUUAUUACUUGUGAAUCACUCUGUGAUUUUUUUUAUUAUAAUGAAGAGUAGCCUGUGAAUGAAAUGAUAAUAACAGUAACAUGGGAGUUCUUUUCUUUUUUAAAAUCUGGGGAUAAGUAUACUCUUCCUUUGCUCUGUGUUUUUUAAAAAAAUUGGUCCUGGAGAUCAAGAAAAUGAAAUAAAGACAUGCUGUUUGCAGCAGCACCUGCAGUCUUCAUUUAAAAAUUGAGAAGCAUCCUAAUGUUCUCCCAACUCUCAAGCAAUAAAAGUCUUAGAAAAUGGGUCUCAGGAAGGAAACAGACUAACCUCUGAAAACCUCAAUUACAAGUAAACAAUUCUCCAUUUAUUCUCCAAUGCCUGUCAGCUUGCUUUGCCUAAAUUAAUUGGUGCCACUCUGAACCAAUAUAUUAAUUUAAAUCUUUCCCAAGUCUCAAGCAAUAAAAGUCUUAGAAAACAGGUCUCAGGAAGGAAAGAGACUAACCCCUGAAAACCUCAAUUACAAGUAAACAAUUUUCCAUUUAUUCUCCGAUGCCUGUCAGCUUACUUUGCCUAAAUUAAUCGGUGCCACUCUGAACCAAUAUAUUAAUUUAAAUCUCUCACAGUCCGUAUUUUUAGUCCUGGAACUGUUUAAGUGAUGAUUAUCAAAGUCAAUGGCCCUUUGGUGCCAGCAAUUAAUCACAAAACAAAGGUUCCUGAAUGCAUUAGCUCUUGCUGUCGCCUUGUCUUCUCACGGAAGGCCAGACAUGAGUCCUGUGCCUCUGGUGCCAGCGGGAGGCUUGUGCUGCUGUCAUUGCCAAAUUCAGGAUUCUCAGUGGUAGGCCCCAAUUAAUGACGGGCGUUUCAAUAUCGCAUGUAUGCUUGGCAAAACAAGGCCAAGGAAUGAAUGAAUGAAUGAAAAAUUCUGUCUCCCUAGCUCUGGCUGGCAAGGCACAUCUUUAAAAUCCCAUUGAUUUUUGACAUUGUGGUUAACAAUGAAUGAACAAUUUUGUGAUAAUUAAUAUGAGGUUUAUAACCUGUACUCUCCAUGGAGCCCUAAAAAGGAGACAACAGCUUUUGAAAAGAAGGAAAAUGCUAUUUAUUGGGUUGUAUCCAGCACUCUGCAUGCAUGGUUCCACAGUGGGGACUCCCCAUCACCUUCUGGAAUUGGUUUGGAAAGUGCGCAGGUAGCUGGAAGGGAUGGGGGGGAUCAUGGUGUCCAUGUAAGUCUGUUGUUUCAGCUUGAAUCAUAAGAUAGGUUAACUUCCCAAGAGUGUCUGAGGAAACCUAGCCACAUGGGUGGGGUAUAAAUAAAAUAUUAUUAUUAUUAUUAUUAUUAUUAUUAUUGAAGUUCAUGAAACUAAUGUUAUCCAUCCCCUCCCCCUGCUUACAGCUGGCUACUCCCCCCCAUUCAAAGUCUGUUUUCUUAGAACCCAAACAACAGGUUUUUUAAAAAUAUAAAUUGCAGCCAAGACCAAAAAAGCUUUUACUGUCACCGUGACCAUCCUCACUUACCUCAAGUAGUGCCAGUCAUGGGCCUAGUCCCCCUAUAGCAUAUAUACCAGUUUGCCAGAUUCUCCAUCCUUCCAUUCAUUCCUAUUUUCUAUCUUGAAGAUCUUUUCCAUCUCCCAUUUGAUGGGCACAGCUCCAUCCAUGCAUAUUUUUAAUCCCUCCAUUUUUUUUUGCUGUUCCUAGAACUUAAACCACUGUAUGGCUGCUAAAUACUGCAAUUUUUGCCCCAGUAUUCCUUUUCCCACAUUCUUGUGCCAUUUUGAUUGCUUCCAAUCCCAUCCCAUUUCCCUGUGUAUUUUUUUGAGGAACUGUACAGUUAGUCUUACUCCUUUCGUUAUGUGGGGGUGAGAAUAUAUUGUGACUUACGCAACCUUAACACCAGCAGUGGUGAUUUCUUUGAGGGAAAGUGCUUCAAUUGUAGUUCUUAGGCAUCACAAAAAGGCAUAGGGAAAUUGAAGGGUGUCUUUUCAUUAGGAAAUUGAAGGAUGUGUUUGAAUCCAUUUCAAAUUUCAAGCUCCCUUGUCUUCUAUGCAAAACAAAAUGUAUAUAGAACCAAACAUCGCCCCCCCGAAAGUACCUACCUGCUACACAGGCAGCUGUUGAAACCAUCUAAUCCUAUAAAUUCACUGUUUAUAUUCUGAAAUUGUUGUUGUUGUUGUUUGCAUAUGAUAGCUAGGAAAUGAAAAUGUGUACGAAGCCAAACAUGAAACAAAACUGCCUGUGAAAUGGACUGCUCCUGAAGCAAUCCGCUCCAAUAAGUUUAGCAUCAAAUCUGAUGUCUGGUCAUUUGGAAUACUCCUGUUUGAAAUAACCACAUAUGGAAAGAUGCCUUAUUCAGGUGAGUGCUCUGUUCAAAAGCAGUAAUUGCAAAGACCCUUGGUGGGUCUUUCUAGUCCCCUGCCCCACUGAACUGAAGGAUCCAGUCUUCCAUGAUUUUGCUUAGCUGGAACCAAUUCAGUUUUCUGUGAUCUCUUAGCCAACUGGCUGUGCACCUAGGCUAAUGUGCUAGGAAGGAAGGAAGGAAGGAAGGGAGUUAAAGAUGCUGAUUCUAGGUUCACACAUAGAUUAAAAAGAAUUAAGUGGAGGCUCCUAUAAGAGAAUGCAUUAUAGACUGAUGAUGCUUGUAGAAUCACCACAGAGAAUUCUCUGUAUGAACUAUCACUUUAUACAUGCUUUAGUUUCAUCAUCAUCAUCAUCAUCAUGUAUUAUUGAAAACCAUUCUGUUUUAGGUUUGACAGGCGUUCAAGUACUCCAGAAACUGGAUCAAGGGUACAGAAUCCCUCAACCAGAAAACUGUCCCCAAGAGCUGUAUAACAUCAUGCUGCAAUGCUGGAAUGUUGAGCCCAAAGAACGACCCACCUUUGAAACGUUGCAUUGGAAACUGGAAGAUUAUUAUGACAUGGAUUCUACGUCCUAUGCAGAUGCAAGUGUUUUCAUAAAAUGAAUGACAUAAUCUUGCUGCUGGUCAUUUAAGUGAGGAUGACACCCCCCAACUGUGUUCCUUUAGCAAAUACGUUCCUUCUACAUUAUAAUGUCAAAUUGUAGAACAUGUAUUCAUACACACAGACACACAAUGGACCAAGGUGUGUGCAAUAUAUAUGCCUAACAUCUCCUCAGUCUGUUUCUUCCAUUGCCAAUGAGAGCAAUUUGGUUGUUAGGCUGCCAAGCCGUUAAUCUAUGUAAAGCUGCUAUCUCUCUGCAGCUUUUCCGAAGUAACUUUGGGAGCAUUCUAACCUCAAAGUAGAUGAAUGGAGAGGUUAAAAUAGUGAUGAAUAGUAAGGAAUGAGUUCUUAUUAAAACCUGUGACAAUACGCCAAGAUCUUGAUGGCAUCAGCUUGUCUUAAUAGAUUAAGCAAGCUGAAAGGCAGGAUUUCUUAAAAUAACUUUUUGCUGUACAAUGAAGUUUCUCUUCUAUUUAUUAUUUAAACAGGAGAUGGCAAAAAGCAGCAACACCACAAAUCAUAAACAGAUAGCUUCUGCACAAUAGGCAAUAAAACACUGCACUUGUUAUGUAUAGAAUUUGUUAUUUGUUACUCUUCAGAUUCCACUGCUUAUCUGCUAAAUCCCAUCAAUCAGUGAUUAUGAAGGAAUGUGAUUGCUGUUAUGCACAGCAGGACCUGUGCAUCAUGAUGUUUUCCUUUUUCUCCUCUGAACAUCCCAUGGCUACAAUUUUGGUAAUGUUGCCUUGAGCGUCUUCAUUGUACAUGGAAUAAAUGUAUGUUCGCUUGAGAGGGGGCGGGGAACUGAUAGUAAAUAGAAAAUAUAAACAUUUGUCAGAAAUAAAGUGAUUCUUGAAAGAAGGUCUGCGUUACGGUAUGUUGAUGAGCCAAAGAUCAUAAAUGUAUGUUUUCCUGUGAAUUGCUUUUGUGAUACAUGUGAACCCAGCAUAUGCCACUGCAGUAGAUCCUUUAUUUGUUUUAGGGCUCCAUUCAUUCAUUCAUUUUUGCAUUUCUUCCAAGCAGUGCAUUGAAAUACUACGGAAGAAGUCCAAUUGAACCCACUGAUUAUUUUGCUUUUAUCUUCUCCAUAGAACGCUAUCCCUGUGUGGGCUUGCUGUGGACACCAGCAAUACAACAGAUCUGUUGGUGUUUGCACCAGUGUUGAGUGGUUGGGCCCUUCAUCCAAGGCUCCUAUUUUAUGCAGUGGCUAUGGAUAAAAUAGACUGUAUUUGUGGGAAUAUGGUAGCGCUCAAGUGCAAUUCUGAUAGUGACAUCUGUUUUGUCCUGCCGUGGAUGCCAUUUGUUUAGAAUGGUUGCCUAUAAAAUGUCUCUCUCUCUGUGUGUAUGUAUGUAUGAUGUGCUUACUUUUUAAAGAAAGGAAAUAAUUUAAAAUUGUUUAUUGUUUACAUCUUUGGGUGUUAUUUUGGGCUGGAUUGUUUUCUAUACGCAUAUGCUGCAGUUGACUCCAAGGGAUCCUCACACAACAGGGUUGAUGUUGCCAGCCUUCAUGCAACGUUUGCAGACAUCUUUAUAACACAGACGUGGUCUGCCAAUGGGCCUGGUGCCUGAAGCCAGCUCCCUGUAGAGCACAUCCCUGGGGAUCCUGCAAUCUUCUGUUGUAUGUACACGACCAAAACAGCAUAGACGUCGCCCAGACAGGAAUGGGAAGAUGCUAGAAAUGUGGACUUGGGAGAGGACAUCCUAGUGGGUGUCAGUUGCCUAUGACUCACUUCCAUAAAGCAGUGUGCUCAGCAUGAAAGCCUGGUAGAACGUUACCUUGGUAUUGGACUUCAGCAUCACAUUCUCCCAUACCCUUUUGGAGAGGUGAGCCAUUGCCAUAGCUGCCUUGCCAAUACGCUUGUCCAGCUCAGCAUUGAUGGAAAGGUUGCUGGUUAUGGUGGAGCCCAGGUAGACAAAAUUGUGUACCACUUCAAGAGUGUGGUCACCAGUGCUGAUGUGUUGGUGAUGCUCUGACCCAGGAUGUUGGUCUGCGUCAGGCUGAUGAGGCCGGAUUCCAUGCAGGCUUGGGCAAAACAGUUGAUGAAUCUCUGUAGAGCUUCCUCAGAAUGUACUGUCAAGGCUGCAUAAUCUGCAAACAACAUCUUUCAGAUAAGAGCCCACUACCCCUUUGUCUUGGCAUGGAGAUGUCUAUGACCAACAGUUCUUUUAAUAUGUUGUAUCCUUUUCCCCCCUGUGGCACUUGUCGUUCUCUAACCUACUGUUGAGAUAUCAAAAGCUGAUAAAUGAUGCUUUAUGU
Podarcis lilfordi (Lilford's wall lizard) is the source of this 38436-nucleotide messenger RNA. The record is from the annotation of a GenBank genome assembly. NCBI's taxonomy places the organism in Eukaryota, Metazoa, Chordata, Lepidosauria, Squamata, Lacertidae.